Messenger RNA from Lachancea dasiensis, 2325 nucleotides. NCBI's taxonomy places the organism in Eukaryota, Fungi, Ascomycota, Saccharomycetes, Saccharomycetales, Saccharomycetaceae. The record is from the annotation of a GenBank genome assembly.
AUGGCUCCUAAAGCACCUAGUUCCUCCAGCAAGAAAAAGGUCGGCUCGGGCAGCAGUGAUGAGGCCAAAGUGCCCAAGUUCAAACUUCCAUCGACCUUUAUAGUUAGGCCUAGCAGUAAGAUAGAUGAUCGUAACAUCAGCCAUGUUUAUAUGGCCAAGAAGGUUAUGAAGGCUUUGGAACUCGAUAACGGUAGUAUGUGCGUGGUGGGAAAACUAAGCGAAAAUGGGAUUGUUGCGAUCGCUCAGACGGGAGAGGAUUCGAUGAUGGAAAACAUUAUACAAAUUUCGGAGUCUCUGCGGUCGGUAGGGAAUGUUCUGCUAGGCGACCGUGUGGACAUUAAGAAAGUGGCUUUCCAACCGGAUUACGCGUCGAGCGUAACUUUGGGUUCUAAGCAAGGUAUUGAGAUUCCGGCUGAAGCACAGAAGGCGGCUGAAAAACUGAUCGACGAGUGUGGAUUGGUCAUGCCAGGGAUGGUGUUUCCCGGACGCAGAAUAAGCGACCAACUGAUAUUAGACUUGGUGGUCAUCGAAAUCAAUGAUCUGAGUGCAGAUGAACUACCGAACAUCUCUAAAUUGACUUUAGGUUCUUCUGAUCCAGAAAGUGAGACAUUCUACCUCUCACCACCUGGAAUUUUCCGCAAAGGUUCCACAAGUAUCAUCUUUGCCACGCAGACUGCCCCUCCGUUGAAGUACGGGCUUCCUCAGCCUGUUUCCUACAACAGCGUAGGGGGACUAUCCAAGGAAAUCGACCUGCUUAAGCGCACAAUUGACCUCCCGUUGCAUCAACCAACCCUUUUUGCCGAGUUUGGAGUAAGCCCACCUCGAGGAAUUUUGCUACACGGGCCUCCUGGGACAGGUAAGACAAUGCUACUCAGGUGUGUCGCGGGAGAAGCCAAUGCUCAUGUAUUGACUAUCAAUGGGCCCUCAAUUGUUUCGAAGUACCUUGGGGAAACGGAGGCAGCACUGCGAGAUAUCUUUAACGAGGCAAGGCUCUACCAACCGUCGAUCAUUUUCAUCGAUGAAAUCGAUUCUCUGGCGCCCAGUAGGUCUAGUGACGAUGCAGGCGAGGUUGAGAGCAGGGUUGUCGCAACUUUAUUGACGCUUAUGGAUGGUAUGGGGAGUUCUGGCCGCGUAGUUGUGGUGGCAGCUACAAACAGACCCAAUUCUGUAGAUAUGGCUUUGAGAAGACCUGGAAGACUUGAUCAAGAGGUUGAAAUUGGCAUUCCUGAUGUUGACGCUAGACACGAUAUUCUAGUUAGACAAUUCAGCAAAGUUUCAGAAAAACGUCACGCUUUGAAUGCCGAAGAUAUUCAGCUAGUGGCCUCCAAAACGCACGGUUACGUUGGCGCCGAUCUAGUGGCUUUGUGUCGAGAAGCGGUAAUGAAAACGCUACAGAGAGGAAUUACUCAAAACUUGGAUAGAGAAUCUCUCAAGAUAGUGCUGAAGGACGUCGAAGAGGCUAUGGCUGAGAUUCGUCCAAGCGCUAUGAGGGAAAUCUUUCUCGAGAUGCCAAAGGUCUACUGGUCAGAUAUAGGUGGCCAGCAAGACCUAAAGCUGAAACUAAAGGAAAUGAUCCAACUUCCUUUAGAAGCCUCGGAGUCUUUUUCGAGACUGGGUGUAUCUGCUCCCAAAGGUGUGCUACUAUACGGCCCACCCGGCUGCUCCAAGACGUUGACCGCAAAGGCUUUGGCCACCGAAUCGGGGGUCAAUUUCCUCGCCGUCAAAGGUCCUGAGAUUUUCAACAAGUACGUAGGAGAAUCCGAGAGGGCAAUAAGAGAGAUUUUCCGGAAAGCUCGCGCGGCAUCACCUAGUAUUAUUUUCUUCGAUGAGAUAGAUGCACUAUCUCCUGAUCGGGAUGCUGGAGGCUCCACUUCUGCAGCCAACCACGUUUUAACGUCUUUGCUAAAUGAAAUUGACGGUGUCGAAGAGCUUAACGGAGUUGUGAUAGUUGCUGCAACAAACAGGCCUGAUGAAAUAGACUCAGCAUUGCUGCGGCCUGGAAGACUUGACCGUCACAUCUACGUGGGUCCUCCUGAUUUUGACGCCAGGCUCCAGAUUCUCAAGAAAAACGCCAAGAACUUUCAUAUUGAAGACGAAAAAGCGACCUUGCAAGACCUAGCACAAAGGACGGAAGGAUGUUCAGGUGCGGAGGUGGUUCUACUGUGUCAGGAAGCUGGUUUGGCCGCAAUAAUGGAGAAUCUCGAAGCAGACCAUGUGGAAGCAAGGCAUUUUGAAAAGGCGAUCAAAGGAAUCUCCCGAGGCAUCAAUCAAGAGAUGCUGGACUACUAUGCCGAUUUUCAAUCACGCAGUGGCAUUUCAGCUUGA